Messenger RNA from Microthlaspi erraticum, 612 nucleotides. The record is from the annotation of a GenBank genome assembly. NCBI's taxonomy places the organism in Eukaryota, Viridiplantae, Streptophyta, Magnoliopsida, Brassicales, Brassicaceae.
AUGAUGCUAUUCAGCACAUCACUAGCUGGACCAGCACUAGAUUGGGCGCAGCAUGAACCACUCUCUACAAUCGAGUCAUGGAUCGAUUUUAGAGAAGCUUUCUUGAAGAGAUUUGCAAGGAUGCCACCUUUCAAAUCCAAGUACCAUCACUACUCUCAUCAGCUGGAGAGAGAGCAAUGUGCAAAGGAGCAUCUAUGCAACUUUGAGCAGCUUUGCCACGACUAUGGACUUGGAGAUAACCCCAAGAAGAUACAACUUUUCCAACUAUCACUAGCUGGACAAGCCAAAGACUGGGCUAAGUUCAACGCCCAACAUGCUUUCAAGACUUGGAAUGGAUACAAAGGAGCUUUCCUCUACAGAUUUGCUAAAGGUCCUAUUUAUGUCCCACCACCACGCCCAAGCUAUUCACAACACCAUCCAUCAUCACCAGACAUAAACAAGACACCACUUUUCCCAAGGGAGAGCUACCAAGCUGCGCGCCAAACCAAGAUUGAAGAUAUGCUUCAAGAGUACUUGAGAAAUCAAGAAGAGAGUACAAAGAAGAUGGAGAGAGAAUCGAUUUCAUCCAUGAGAGCCUUGGAAACAAAUCUGAAGUCCUAUUCAAGCAAGUGA